CAAGUUUGCCUGGGAGUGUUUUCCUUUUGUCAAUAAUUAAUCACCGGAAUCAGUCUGGCAGAAUUGGAGUUUUAGCAAUAGUGCAGAGGGCGGGGCCGAACACCUAACUCUUGGAGCCUCGAGGUGCCCAGCGCAGUGGGAAGCUCGCAGCAGUUGGGGAGGAGCCAAAGCAUUGGUGCUCACCUAAGCCGCAGGAGAUACACCCAACUGGGAGAUGAAGAAGCUGCAACCCAGAGAGGAGAAGUAACACACACAGAAUCAUUCCUCAGGAAAGCAAGGACAAGAACCCAGACCUGGACCCUACUAGGACAGACUUUCUGCAGCUUGAAGGAGCCAGCCAUGGAUUUCAAACGUGUGAAGGACUAUUUCUCCUGGCUGUACUAUCAAUACCAAAUCAUUAGCUGCUGUGCUGUCUUGGAGCCCUGGGAGCGAUCCAUGUUCAACACCAUCUUACUAACCAUUUUUGCUAUGGUGGUAUACACCGCCUAUGUUUUUAUCCCAAUCCACAUUCGCCUGGCUUGGGAAUUUUUCUCCAAAAUGUGUGGCUAUCACAGUACAAUUUCUAAUUGAUCUUGUUUGUAUCCUGUGAACUGGCAUUACAUAUGUGUACGUUGCUUACAAUGUAUUAAUUUAGGUGAAUACCGUAGCUUCUUUCACUAUCUCACCUGAAAAGCUCUCUCCUCUCUAUGCACUCUUAUAUCCUGCCUGAAAUUUGAGAUAGAUGUCUCUUUAGGUUCUUUUGUACAUGCUACAUUGUGCAUCAGACCAUAGAUAACACAAUGACCUUACCUCACAUACCAUAUUCUCUCAACUUAAAUCUAUGACUUUAGAUUUUGUUUUUAAUUGGGAAAUUUCAUAUAAACUUUUUCUGGGAAGUAGGCUCAUAAGAGACCUAUCAGAAUCAUAUUUAAAAUGCUCUCUUGAUACCUAUUCUAUAGUGAAGGAUAUAUUUUUAAAAAAUUUGUUCAUACACUACUGUCAAAAGUAUCCUAUCCUUGUUUACAAUAUACAAAAAGAUCUGAAUAAAUUAUACAGACCCCCUAAAGUCUUAUUUUCUAGUAACUUGCUGAUACCUAAAAUUCUUUUACUUCAAGCGCAAAAGAAUAGGUUGAAGGUAAUUAUCUCCUUUCAGACAUGGUUCAUGAAUUGUUUCAAAUGCCUCUAAAAGUCUGGCUUUAUAACAGUUUAAAAUCAACAAUGUUGAUUUUAGAUGACCCAGUAAGUAUUAUAAUACAAAAUCAUUUUAAGUGUAAGAAAAAAUAUAUAAUCAAAGUAAAUUCAGAUACUGUGACUUGUGAUGCUGCCUUGCCUUGCAUGAUGCUGGGGGAAAAGAGACAAGAAAUUGCAUCCUUUCUGUGUUUUCACUCAGUGGAGGGGUGGGGUGUGGGGAAUCAUAUAUUGGGCUACAGGAAGAAAAGCUAAUAAAUAGGCUGGAAGUAAUAUUCUACCAGCAGGAACUCGACAGUUCCAGUUAAAUGUUUUGAUACAGUGGCUCCUUUGCAGAGCAAAACCAAGAUUUAUUAAAUUUCCUUCAAAGUGUUUAUCUUAAAAACAAAUACAAGUUUUUAAUUACACUGCUGAAUCAAAUGUGAAUGCCAAAGGCCAAACCUUGAAGUUUUUCUUUCCUCUCAAUAAAUCUUAAUGUUAGUAAUUCUGGAGGGUAAAAAUGUAAAUAGUUUUUGGACAAUAUUUGCACCCUUGUUUGUGUUAUGAAAAAAAAAUUUUCCAAGGAGAGCUAAAGAGAAGAAUGUUUGGCAUGCCAAAUUAGCUUGCAUGUUUGUUAAAAAAACAAAAAUACGUGUUUUGAAGAUAAACCAGAUCUGAACAUGUAUGUGUUGAUUUUUGCAAAAUAAAUUAGGUUUAAUUUUAUAAAUAAAA
Balaenoptera musculus (blue whale) is the source of this 1878-nucleotide messenger RNA. It is a transcript of the gene SPTSSB, whose product is annotated as serine palmitoyltransferase small subunit B. Gene Ontology annotation, cellular component: serine palmitoyltransferase complex. NCBI's taxonomy places the organism in Eukaryota, Metazoa, Chordata, Mammalia, Artiodactyla, Balaenopteridae. The transcript is spliced from 3 exons. The record is from RefSeq and is a predicted model, not a curated record. Gene Ontology annotation, biological process: ceramide biosynthetic process; endoplasmic reticulum organization. Gene Ontology annotation, molecular function: serine C-palmitoyltransferase activity. Bases 340 to 570 code for a protein of 76 amino acids.